Molecule: messenger RNA, 3163 nt
Organism: Microtus ochrogaster (prairie vole)
Lineage: Eukaryota; Metazoa; Chordata; Mammalia; Rodentia; Cricetidae
Gene: Ushbp1
Product: USH1 protein network component harmonin binding protein 1
Source: RefSeq, a predicted model, not a curated record
UGAGCCCAGGGGCUCAGGCCUUUCCCAGGGUGCCCUGGAGCAGAGCAGAGGGUGGACACACACACACACACACACACACACACACACACAGAGUUUGGUGCUAGGAGAGUCCUGGGAAGAAAACAGAUUCUUGGGAUCCCUAUCCCAUGCCUCCAGAGGGGAGAGGGGAGCACAGAUAAGAGCAAUGCCUUCAGGCAGCUGAGAGAAAAGGAUUGUCAGUUGACCCAAAACUCCUACCGGGGGAUCCAGGCCGACAAAGGGAAUCUGAGAGCAGGCUGUGAUCAGGGGUGGAAGAAGCCAUGAGUGCCCGGGCCACACGGCCCCGAAGUCGCCGAGGGAGGCAUCCUCCACCCGGGGAGCUGGAUCCAGUGGCUGAGAGUUCAGAGGAGGCAGAGGCCACCAGUGGGAGAUUCGAAGCCAAACUCGGGCUGCUUCCGGAACACCUUAGUCCUGACCUGCAGAGACCCGGGAGCCGGUCUGAGGAUGAUUAUUGUGUGGGAUCCCAUGGGGCCCUAGCCUUGAAGCCAGAAGAAGGGUGCAAGGCUGAGGUGGAAAGCCCCCAGAGCCCGCAGGCAGCCACCCCGGAUACUGAGACGUCAGUAGCCAGCGUGUUCCAGACCCUGCAGAGCAGGCUGAGCUCCCUUGAGGCCACCGUGGCCGCCUGGCGCCACCACUCCCUAAGCUUUGCAAGGCCAGCGGAAGGAGAAGACAGUGGCCAGGGGGCACCUGGGUCCUUUGGUGAGGAAGAAGCCGGAUCUGGACAGCAGGAGGCAGCUCGCCUCAUAGAGAGGAACGCCUGGCUCAGGCUGGCCCUGGGCAGCCGGGAGGAGGAGUUGGUUUGCGCUCAAGCUUCCCUGCAGGAUGCCCGGGCAGAGAAGGAGACCCUGCAGAGACAGGUGCAGGAGCUGGAGGAUUCCCUGAUGCACCUGGAGGCUUCCCUGCCCACUCCCCUCCUCAGAGCAGGGUGUACAAACAGCAGCAACUCCAGCAGUUCUGGGGCAGAAGGGCAGCCCUGGGCACCUCAGGAUUCCCCGUUGGCUCACCCUCUUCUCCAACGCCUCCGGAGUGACUCCAGCACCCACAUCUUUGAGUGCCUUUCCACACAGCCUUCAGCCCCCGAGAUGCACCUCAUGGAGGACCAGAUGGGGCAGCUCCAAGGAAGCAUUGAGAAGUUGAAGUGCUUCAACCGCCUUCUGUUGGCUGUGCUCCAGGGUCACAAGGGCCGCUGUGAGAGCCUUAGUAUGCAGCUGGGUCAGCGGGAGGCUGAGGUCACAGCCCUGCGCCUGGCCCUGCAAUACAGCGAGGAUUGUGAGGAGGCAUAUGGAGUGCUGCUCACUCUGAGGACUGCUGGAGCUGGAGCUGGAACCAGCAAGAGUGACCUGCAGGCUGCGGAGACAGAGGCAUCUAGGCUGCUGGUGGAGAAGGAAGCCGCUAUGGAUGGAGAAAUACCCUGGCCCAGCCCUGAGGGCAGCAGUGUGGACAAGCCUACACCACAGGAACUGGUUGCUCAGCUCCAUGGCUAUAUCCAGCAUCUCCGGGAACGCUGGGCUCUGGUGAAGAUCCCCCCAGCACUCAGCCCUGACACCACACCCUGGCCCACUAUGCCCCACGCAGAAGCAACAGUGCAGGCCAUUCUGGAAAUACAGCCUGGCCCAGCCCUGCCCCGGCUAGAGAAGUCUCAGAUCCAGCAGGACCUGGUGGCUACUCGGGACAGUCUGGCGGACUUGGUGCUGCGGCUGCAGCUGUCCCGGCGAGAGAAGCGCGGGCUAGAGCUGCGGGAGUCGGCGCUGAGGGCCCAGGGCCCCGCCCACCUGCUGCUACUGCAGCAGCUUCGCUGGGAGCGGACUCACCUGGCUGGAGAUGGCAGCAGAGGAGGCAGCAGUGAGGACCCGAGCAGCGAAGAGGAGGACGACGAGGAGGAUGGACAGCAACACUACCAGGGCCCUCCUGCCCUCUCCGAUGGCCAGAUGGGCAGAGCAUGGGAUUCUGAGACCUUAUCCCAGGAACUGUCGGCAUCCCUCGCCCGGACAGCGGGCCUUCGGGCACAGCUGCAAUCCCUGCGGCAACAGCUGGAACAGGUGGCUCAGAAGGGCCGAACCAGACGUGCUCAGAGUGCAGAGCUGAACCGAGAGCUGUGCAAGGCUCACAGCUCCCUGGUCUUGGCCUUCAGAGGAGCCCACCAGAAGCAGGAAGAGCAGCGCCGGAAGUUGGAGCAGCAGAUUGCUCGGAUGCAGGCCCAGCAGGCAGAGGAGCUGACGGUGUUGGCAGCCACCGCCAGAGCUCUGGAGAAGCCCGGGACUCCACAGCCAGGCCAGACUUUCCUGUAGGACCCAGACCAAACUUGCAUGUAACAUUCAGCUGUGGCAGGCAUGCCAUAGAAUGUCUUGUCAUGUGCUGCAGAGAUGGCUCAGCGGCUCUUGCAGAGGACCUGGGUUCAGUUCCUGCUCUCCACAGCCAGUGCCUGUAAUGUCAACAAGGAGGAUCUGUCGCCCUCUUCUGGACGCUACAGGCUCUACAGUAAUGCACACAUACACACUCUUAAUGAGUAAAGCAUCCUAUUGUGUCCUUUGUCCCUUGUGGCCAGACCACCUUCUGAGGAGGUGCUGAGUUUCCCAAAGGGGGACAGAAAUGGGAAGCGUUCAGGUUAGAGGUGUUCCCAGGGGUGCUGGGGAAGAGGACUCCCAGACUGCUUUGAGACUGCAUUUAGAGGAAGAAAAGGGUGGGGUGGUUGCUCAUAAGUAGGUCAUGAGCUUGAAGCCCUCAGAGUUGCCUCUGCCUGCCCAUCCCACCAGCCUGUGCUGAGGAGGCACUGGGUUCCCUCUCCAGCACCGCACAAAGGGAAGUCUGUCCCUGCCUGUAAUGCCGCACUCGGGUUCAAGGCUUUCCUCGACUACACAGUAAGCUUAAGGUCAGCCCGGACUACAUGAGACAGCAUCUAAUGAUGAUGAUGAAGAAUGAACGAGGAGCUGGAGACGUGGCUCACUGUUGCACUUGCUGCUCUUGCAAAGGACCUUGGUUCCAUUCUCAGUAUAGUGGCCCACAACUGUUCAUCACUUCAGUUCCUGAGGAUCCAACGCCCUUAUCUGGUCUCUGUGAGUCACACACAUGGUACACAGACACAAAUGCAAGAAAUCACACAUUCAUCUAAAUAUUAAAAAAAAAU